AUGUCUUUUGUUAUCGAUCAAGUGCGGCGAGUAGAUUCGCAAAUCGAUCGUCUACAGCUAAAUGCACCACCACCUGUCGGCCCCAUCAACAUUACAGGCGAUGACCAGCACUUCCCUUCAGACCGCGCAGAGCAUCUACAAUCACUAGUAAAAUCGCUAUCCAUAACACCUUCUUCGCGAAACCCUCUACUAUCCGCGUCGCAAAUUCACCACUACCUUACACGCGCCCAAAUCUCAUUACCGAACGAAGGAGAGGAUCUGUCCACGCAAAAGCACGAUGGCGAAUACGAGCAAGAGUUGGCUUGGUUGCUGGUUGCAAAGGCUACCGUUCAGGUAUAUGGCUUGAUUCUGUCGCGCCUGCUAGAUGAGACAGUUGCACUUGCAGACGAUGUCUGGUACUGGGAUCAGGUGCUAGGCAGUCGACACGCAACUGCACUUUACAGCAUACAGACUGCGCCUUUCCGUCUGGCCCAGUGGAGCCAAUACGUCUUGGCCGACGUUCGCAGAAGAAGCGCUGAUUUCAACAUUCGCGAUGCUGGUGCUGAAGCUCAGCAGAGCUUGACGGCGCGUUGGUCUGAGUUCUAUGGACUGGUCAAAGAGGUGGUUAGGGAGAAGAGUGUUAAGGAGAUGCGCAAACGUGUCGUGAGCCCUGUUGCAAGGAUUCGUGGUUCUGUUCGCCAGAAGCAGAGCGAGCUCAAGAGAUGCAGAUUGCGUGGAGCCAACGCGCUAGGUGUGUUGCUGGGCGAGGGCUUGAUGAAUGAAAACAUGCAUGGGGAAGGCUUUGCAACGCCGAAUGGUACUCAAGGCCGCGACAAGUGGAAGGCCAGUGUAGCACGCAAUGUUGCUCUUAUGGAUGCCGUCCUCGCCAAGGUCAACGAAGAAGAGCUUGCUGUUGACAAAUUCGACGCAGCCAUCGCAGCAGCUACUGACGACGAUCCGCUUUACGAUGUUGAAGUCUACACACAAGAAAACGGAGAAGCUUCCGAGCUGGGAGUACAUCCUGCGACUAUCGCCGACAGACUGAUCAAGAUGCUACACGCCAAAAUACCCGAGUAUACGCAGCAGUCAAAGGUCAUGGUGCAAAAACACGGCAAGCCAUCACGUAUUGUUCGAUACUGGUUCCCCAUCACUGUAGGCAUUCUCUCGUCCAGCACCAUCCUCCGCUACCUCGUCAACCGAAAAGCGGAAAUUCUUACCUGGAUUCAAGAGUUUGGCCACACCAUUCGCGACUUUUGGAUCAACUGGUGUGUAGAGCCCACUCGCAAGGUCAUUCAGACUAUUCGCCAUGACAAAGACAGCGAGGUGUCGAUCAUGUCGAAAAGGUCUCUCGAGGGUGACAGAGCUAGUUUGGAACGCAUGGUUGUGGACUUUGCAGUCGACAACCCAGGCAAUGCGACAGAGACUGGCAACCCACUUACAGAUGCAGAAAUUGCAAGCAUCAGAGCCAAGGUGCGCGAGGGUGACUUGACACCAGUGCUCAAAGCAUACGAGAAGGAUCUGUCUAGUCCCUUCAUGGGUACCAUCCGUGGAAACCUGAUUCGCGCACUGUUGAUUCAAGUACAAAAGACUAAAGUCGAUGUCGAAGUGGCUAUGGGCGGCAUCGAUGCAUUGCUCAAGAGUCAAGAACUGGUAUUUGGCUUCGUGGGAUUGACUCCUGGCAUUCUCGUCACAAUCGGUAUUUCACGCUGGAUGUCAUCUGCAUUUACAUCACGAAGAGGCGCAGACGCAAGUCGCAAGCAAGGACACAUGAUGCGACAAUUGCGCAACAUUGAUCGCGUACUCACCAACUCAACACCUACAGAGAAAUUUGGAGAGUUGUACUACAAGGAUCAUGGAUUGUUGUUGUGCGAGGUACAUGUUUUGCGCGAGGCUGCAUACCGAGUCAUGCCUGCACAGGUAUUCAGGGACUUUGUCGAGGAUGUGGAGGAAUUGGUCGAUGUGCGGACUGGAGUCAAGAAGCAGAGGAAGGUGGUGAACAGGAUCCGCUGGGCGUACAAGCGAUACUUUUAG
Molecule: messenger RNA, 2010 nt
Organism: Aureobasidium melanogenum CBS 110374
Lineage: Eukaryota; Fungi; Ascomycota; Dothideomycetes; Dothideales; Saccotheciaceae
Product: NCA2-domain-containing protein
Exons: 2
Coding region: 1-2010 (669 amino acids)
Cellular component (GO): mitochondrial outer membrane
Source: RefSeq, a predicted model, not a curated record